AUGGGGGUGUUCAGAGGCACCGAGGUCCCAGUCAAGGCAGCAGGUAGCCUGGCCCUGUCCAUCACCCGAGAGAACUGUUACCUCAGAGAUCAGUGGAGAGAAGGGAGGGAGGGAGCAGAGAACAUGUGGAAAAUAGAGGGCAGGCUGCAGGACGAGCCCCUGCUCAGGGAGAACCCGCGGCGCUUCGUCAUCUUCCCCAUCCAGUACCACGACAUCUGGCAGAUGUACAAGAAGGCGGAGGCCUCCUUCUGGACGGCGGAAGAGGUCGACCUGUCCAAAGACCUGCAGCACUGGGAGAGCCUGAAGCAGGAAGAGAAGUACUUCAUCUCGCAUGUCCUGGCCUUCUUUGCGGCGAGCGACGGCAUUGUUAAUGAGAAUCUGGUGGGUGCGAUUCUCGCCGCCUCCAUCUUCUGGCUGAAGAAGCGGGGGCUCAUGCCCGGGCUGACCUUCUCCAACGAGCUCAUCAGCCGCGACGAGGGGCUGCACUGUGACUUCGCCUGCCUGAUGUUCCGCCACCUGGUGCACAAGCCCUCGGAGGCGCGCGUGAAGCAGGUGGUCGCGGACGCCGUGGCCAUCGAGCAGGAGUUCCUGACGCAGGCGCUGCCCGUCAACCUCAUCGGCAUGAACUGCGCGCUGAUGAAGCGCUACAUCGAGUUCGUGGCAGACCGACUGCUGCUGGAGCUGGGCUUCAGCAAGCUGUUCAAAGUGGAGAACCCGUUCGACUUCAUGGAGAACAUCUCUCUAGAGGGGAAGACCAACUUCUUCGAGAAGCGCGUGGGAGAGUACCAGAAGAUGGGGGUCAUGUCCAAGACCGUGGACAACACUUUCACUCUGGAUGCUGACUUUUAACGAUGGCCGUGCUGCGUCCUCAGUCGUGGUGCAUGCUCGCUCUUCCUGGUGCUGGUCUAACAUUGCAUCGUGACCUCAUUCCUCAAGUCCUCAUCUUCGAAAUAUAUCAGCCUUGACUUGGCAUGCUUUGAAUUAUGAGAACCUCAGAGAACGGCUGUAGACCUCAAACUUGAAUUUCGGAUGGGGUGAAGCACUCAUCUGCUGUCACAGCUCAGAACAUUCAGGUGUUCACAGACCCUAGUGAAGCAAGGGUUCUAGGCAUCUAGUAAUUUCUUUUAGUAUGGAAAAACCUGGUUUACAUGUAAUAGCCUCAUGUAUAUAGUAAGUUCAGGUAGAAGAAAUUUCUUUCAAUAUAUAGGAGUGUUUACAGUGUCCUACAAUAGUUAUUUUUGUGUUGA
Messenger RNA from Lepisosteus oculatus (spotted gar), 1247 nucleotides. The record is from RefSeq and is a predicted model, not a curated record. NCBI's taxonomy places the organism in Eukaryota, Metazoa, Chordata, Actinopteri, Semionotiformes, Lepisosteidae.